AAUGGACCACCCUGUCCCUCCCACAAUUUUUCUCUUCCUUGUUGUCCUCACCACUGUAAAAAGGUACACAAAAAGCACCCAAUGAGAGAGAAGAGACAGAUGGAAAUUUAUAUAAACAGAGUUGAAGAAGCGCUUUAUAUGCUCCACCAUUGAUACAAAACAAGUACAAGCCGCAUUCCUUGCUCUCUCCCCCAAAACCCCCCACCUAAAUUGCUUCCACUGCCAACACCCUCUCUCUCUGUCCUUUGCCAGGGAUCCCCAAACCUCCUUUGUGGAUCCCAGGCAGAGGCUUCAUUCUUCCAUCACUUUCUCUCUCUCUAUCACUUUCUCUCUCUAUAUCACAAAAACACGACAAUUGUUUUUGUUGUAGUUGCAGUCUCAAUCUCCAGAUUUUCUGCGUCUCUUCUCUGUGCUGUGUACUAAGUAUCUUCUCUUUUAGAUGAAUUAAUACAAAAAAAUGUUUUAAAAAAAUUGAACAGAAACAAAACCCAGAAAUCCUUUUGACCCACCAACAUAUACUAGCAGACAUUGACAUUCAUACACACAAAUUGGGUUGUGUUGGUGAUUGUGGUGUUUGCUCUGUUUUAGUUGUUUUCGAGUUAUGAUGAUGAUGCCCUUUAAUGGAGUGGCAUCAAAUAGCGAAGAAGGUGGAUCCACAGAAUCAAGCAGUGGUGUUGGUGGAAGCAGAGUAGGUAGAGGAAUCGGUGGUGGUGGUGGUGGUGAAGACGGAUCUAAUUGGAGAAAGGGGCCGUGGACGACGGCAGAGGACGCAAUAUUGGUGGAGUAUGUGAGGAAGCAUGGAGAGGGGAAUUGGAAUGCGGUGCAUAGGAACACUGGGUUGUUCCGGUGCGGCAAGAGCUGCCGUCUACGGUGGGCCAACCACCUCCGACCCAACCUCAAGAAAGGCGCCUUCACCCCUGAAGAGGAACGCCUCGUUGCGGUUCUUCACUCCAAGUAUGGCAACAAAUGGGCCCGCAUAGCCACCCAGUUACCCGGGAGAACAGACAAUGAAGUCAAGAAUUACUGGAACACACGAAUCAAGCGCCGGCACCGACAAGGUUUGCCUCUGUAUCCACCAGACAUUGAUCCCAGACAACCUUCUCCAUCUCCACCACCACCGCAACAACAACUAAUGUCAUCACCGUCCUCCACCACCAGCCACCACCAAUCAUUCUCUGCCCCCACAACCCCCACCUCCUCAUUCUCCUUCCAAACCCCUCUCUCUACCCCUUCCUCCUUGAACACUUUCUCUCAAUUCGACUUCUUCCUCCCGCCUCGCCCCGCCCCUCUCCUCCUCCAGAGUCCCCUCCGUUACAAGCGACUCCGCCCCGACGACCCCACCCCCACCACAAAUCACGACAACAACAAUAUCAUUGAUAAUACUAAUUUCUUGCUUCCUUUGUCACCGAUGUCCACUCGGGCUCUUUUGUCUCACCAGUUAUCAGCCUCUAGUCCAUCCUUGUCCCAAUUGGGAUUGAAUUCUGUUGGUUCUGGCGGGAAUUCAAGUCCUAUUUUGACAUCCAAUCGAAAUGAUGGUAAUGGUGUUUUUUCUGAGCUCCCUUCAAGCCAAUUCUCCUCACCGUUCAUAUCGAAUCCGGAGAUGAACUUCUAUGAUUCCAAAUUCAACAAUGAGACUAGCAAUGGUGAUGUUGACAAUGGUGGUGGUUAUGGAAGUGGGUAUUUGGAAGAUUUGUUGCAGGAGACAGAAGUACUAGGAGGGGUGAAUGGAGAGGAUAUGAAGAUGAUGCAGAGUGAUUUGGACACCAAUGGUGAUGGUGGCGGCUGUGGAGGACAGAAUCACAAUUGCGAGGGAUUCCACGGGCAAUGGAACGAUUCCAUCAGCUCGUUUUCGCCACUUUCCGGACUAAAACAGAAGGAAGAACCAGCAAACCAGAUAAACUCGAUCCACGAGGACUUAUCGAAGCUGCUCAAUGUAAUUCCAUCCGGCGUUCAGAUCCCGGAAUGGUUCAGCGACAGUGGUGAGAACUCCAAUGGUCAAUCCUCGGUCGUAACAGCCGAUAAUACAGAGCUUGAGAUGCAGCAAAUAGCUUCAUUGUUUCCUAUUACUUCCACAACAGACCAUGUUGGGAACACUGGCUCCUGCUCUUGGGACAACUUGCCUGGAAUUUGCUAACAAGUGAUUGGGAAGAAAACUGGUACUUAAUUUUCACUGUGUUUGAUGGGUUUAUAAGAGUAUGACUCGUAACAUAUUCAAUCUGUUUUUGCUGUAAAUGCAUAACGAUGAAUGAAAUAACAGAUAAGUAUGUUUCUGUGCCUAA
Messenger RNA from Tripterygium wilfordii, 2279 nucleotides. RefSeq names its product transcription factor MYB97-like. Bases 602 to 2134 code for a protein of 510 amino acids. The transcript is spliced from 3 exons. Lineage: Eukaryota; Viridiplantae; Streptophyta; Magnoliopsida; Celastrales; Celastraceae. The record is from RefSeq and is a predicted model, not a curated record.